This is a messenger RNA of Aspergillus heteromorphus CBS 117.55, 999 nucleotides long. RefSeq lists its product as uncharacterized. The record is from RefSeq and is a predicted model, not a curated record. Lineage: Eukaryota; Fungi; Ascomycota; Eurotiomycetes; Eurotiales; Aspergillaceae. The transcript has 3 exons. Bases 1 to 999 code for a protein of 332 amino acids.
AUGACUCAAAGCAACGGCCACCAUCGGCGCACUCCCUCGGGCUCCAAUGUCCCUAAGUUGAGGACCUCCCGACCAUCUCUCCAUCGGAAAGGCACAUCCUUCGUGAACCAUUCCAUCUCAAAACUAGGCUCCGGUCAGACCACUAAGCACUUUGAAGUGGAGGACGACCGGCAGCCCGAGAUGUCGGCCAGCUUCCUUAACUUUUGCGCCAUGUGCGAAAAACAGAUAACAGUGCCUGACAACUCCCUCCUAUACUGCAGCGAAGGCUGCCGCCGUAAAGACUCUCACAAACCACUUUCGGCCUCCUUCUCCUCGACCUCCUCGAUGUCUUCCACCACCACACCUCCCACAUCUCCUCCCAUGUCUCCUCGCAUAAUCGUGGCGCCGAGGACUCCCACGAAAGCUCCCUCCAGAUACUCCGUCUCCGCCCGGAUAACCGGCGAAUGGAAUGAUGCCAAAACGGAUCAGGAUCCGUCCGAAUGGAAGCCCGUGAUACCUAUGGGAUCGGGUGUAAGCCCGCUGGCGUCUUCGGAAGCUUGGAACUACUUGUCCCAGUUCCACAGCGACGAGUCCGUGGUGCCUAUGCGUCGCCCUCGGCUCGACCACCGCAGCUCGAGCCUCACGACGCUCUUGAGUGCCCCAGGGCCCAUCCCCUCGCUUAUGCACACGCCGUCAACUGCUGCAUCAUCGUUCAGCAGCAAUGGAUCGGACUGCAUGAGCUACAUGCACGACGCGGCCUAUCGUCCGCUGCCUCCUCGCCACAACCCCUACUUCCCCAGCUGCUCCACUGCCACGAAGGGGGUUGAUCUGGUCGUGCCUCACGUACACAUUCCGACGGAGGACGCUACCCCGGUCGACAUGUCCAACGAGGACUCGAUCUUUCCUGCCAGCAGUGCCCUGUGGGAUGACAAGCGCCUCGACAAGACGCCUACCUUGGCCACAACCUUGGGUUCGGUGAACGCGGAUGUGCCUGCGCGUCCCCUGGAGGCAUCUUCAUGA